AUCUCUACCACUGUGGGAAACCAACUGGAUUCCAACUCAGUCAUCCAGAUAUCCUGGAAAAGGACAUGGACAAAAUGAAGUGCAUUCUGUUCACAGUCUUCAUUACUAUAGUUGUGUUCUGCCAGUCUGGUGAUGCACUCCGAUGCUACACCUGUGAACAGAGUCCUGUAGUGUGCAGGAACAAUGUCACCUGUACACCUGAAGACGAUGUUUGCUUGCAGAUCAGGUUUGUGCAUUUGAGAACAUACAGCUGCUGGAAGUCCUCUCGAUGCACCACAAAAGAAGUUGCCGAGGAAUUUAGCGCAGACAGUUUUAGAUUCCUUUGCUGCCACAGGGAUCUUUGCAACAAGAGUCCAAGCUUCCUGGUGGCCAGUACAGCUGCCUUCAGUAUUUCUGCAGUGACUGUGAUUUGGAUGGUGUACCUGUAA
Messenger RNA from Eublepharis macularius, 428 nucleotides. Its product is annotated as CD59 glycoprotein-like. Bases 66 to 428 code for a protein of 120 amino acids. The transcript has 4 exons. NCBI's taxonomy places the organism in Eukaryota, Metazoa, Chordata, Lepidosauria, Squamata, Eublepharidae. The record is from RefSeq and is a predicted model, not a curated record.